This is a messenger RNA of Triplophysa dalaica, 1511 nucleotides long. RefSeq names its product zwilling (gene zwi). The record is from RefSeq and is a predicted model, not a curated record. The transcript has a single exon. NCBI's taxonomy places the organism in Eukaryota, Metazoa, Chordata, Actinopteri, Cypriniformes, Nemacheilidae. The coding region runs from base 281 to 529 and encodes 82 amino acids.
UUGGCGUGUCGACCUUUGUCCUCCCGUCCCGGGUUCUAUUCCAACUUCAUUGCCUUUUUUUUUUAAGUAUAGUGAGCGAAUCUCCACCGUAUCACUCACAUGCUCACUUUCUCCUCCCACUCACUCAGAUGGUGGUGUGAUCUAUUUAGGGCUGUCCGGAAUCUAUGUACAGUUUCUAUAACCCGUGAUCUCCUAGGGAAGUCAAACCUGCAAGGCUCCAGCAUGCCGAGACUCUAACCCACACACGACCGACAGGAAACCCGGCACCCUACAUGCCUCCAUGGGGAACACAAGUUUUUCGGAAGGGAAGACUGCCCUGUCUGUGGGCGGCUCUUCAAUAGCCAGAGGCAAGACUUCCAUCACCAUGGGCAAGUCCUCCAUCACCCGUGGUGUCACCACCACCUCAAUGGGGGAAUCCUCUAUUACCAGAGACAAGACCACCAUCUCUUUGGGCAGAGCCAGCUUCAGCAGGGGCAAAACUUCCACCUCUUUCCGCAACGCCCUCAUGCCGAAGCGCAGGACCAAGUAGAUGGAAAGGAGAAGCAAAAACGUUGACACCAGGGCAAAGACUUUAAAAGCAAGAACGACAGAGACAGAUACACAGCAAGAGAGGCCAGGGGAGAGUUUCAAAGAGUCAAAGGCGAAGGGAUUCCUGUUGUCGAGAAAAACCUGCUUCACAAAAGGGAAAAUCAAACUGAUGAAAAGCAAGAAGGCCAUUUCGUGGGGGACGACGGCCGUUUCCAAGACCAAAACCAAACUGAGGAAGGGAGAGACUGCAUUUGUGGUGGGUACAACUACAAUCACUCACAGGGAGACCACUAGUUCUUUGAGCAAGGCCACUUUGAGUCAAGGAGAGAAAUCUGUGACUGUGGUCAAAACGUCCAUCAAAAGAGGCAAGGAGUCUCAAUGGAACCUCUACUGGGAUUUUAAUCUGUGACAAAUGUAACCAUAAACAGUGUACGUGCUCAAAGACUUUGUUCUAGACCGUUCAAGCAGGUUUGUCAUUUUGUGUGAUGCAAGUGUUUGCCAGGUUGCUCUAGAAUUGUACACAGUGCAUUCUAGAGGCAAAAUGUAGAUGUACUUUAAAUUGGUUUGGAAAUGAGUAUUACAUCUUUGCCCCAGAUAUGGAAUACGAUUGAACAUGAUAAAAGAUUUGUCUACGAAAGGAUGGUUUUCAUUUACUGAGCAUGUAGAGAAUUUGCACUUGUGUGUGUGUGAGAGAAAGGGUGUUGCCGCCAGGACUGUGUCAUGAGUGAUGUAUGUUGGCACAGCUGGUGUGUUGCUCACAUGCACAAGGCUGUCAGUUGGAAACGGAUACAGAAUGCAAGACUGUGUGUUUGGAAAGAAAAUUCUCAGUAAAUGAAAAAUGCUACUAAUCUAAAUCUACUAAUCGUACAAGCAUAGCCUGACAUAAUAACUGAUCAUUCAUUUGUUGCUUCUAUUAAUGUAGCAUAAAUAAACAAAUAUAACAAAGAAGUUAAAAUGAUUGUCAAUAAAUAGAUUGCAAAAUG